CGCCGCAGCAGCAGCCCACCACCCCCAGCACUGCUCGCACCUGGAGGCUGCUCACGGGAGAGGCGGGCGGAAGGAGCCGAGGGGAGCCCCCAGCAGCCCAGCGUUUGGUGGCGCUCACGUCUGGGCAGGAACCGAGAGUCCCCACCUGCCUGGAGCAGCCCGGAGAUGCUGAGGCUGCGCUGGGAGUCGGCGCUGCUCCUGCUGGGGGUCGGGAGCCUCCUGGCCGCUAAAGUGAACAAACACAAGCCAUGGAUAGAAACUUCCUAUCACGGAGUCAUUACUGAAAACAAUGAUACUGUCAUUUUGGAUCCUCCUCUUGUUGCUUUGGAUAAGGAUGCUCCUGUUCCCUUUGCAGGCGAGAUCUGUGCUUUUAAAAUCCAUGGUCAGGAAAUGCCCUUUGAAGCUGUCGUGCUAAACAAGACAUCUGGAGAAGGUCGUCUCCGAGCAAAAAGUCCAAUUGACUGUGAACUGCAGAAGGAGUACACAUUCAUCAUCCAGGCAUACGACUGUGGAGCAGGACCUAGUGGAACAAACUGGAAGAAAUCUCACAAGGCAGUGGUCCAUAUCCAGGUGAAGGAUGUUAAUGAGUUCGCACCUACCUUCAAGGAGACCUCGUAUAAGGCCACAGUGACAGAGGGAAAGAUCUAUGACAGUAUAUUGCAGGUGGAAGCCAUAGAUGAGGACUGUUCUCCGCAGUACAGCCAGAUAUGCAAUUAUGAAAUUGUCACAACCGAUGUUCCUUUUGCCAUUGACAGAAACGGUAAUAUUAGAAACACGGAGAAGCUGAACUACGAUAAACAACACGUGUAUGAGAUAAUGGUAACUGCUUUUGACUGUGGGCAGAAACGUGCAACAGAAGAUGUCUUAGUACGAGUUGAUGUCAAACCAGUGUGCAAACCAGGCUGGCAAGACUGGAACAAGCGUAUUGAGUAUAAGCCUGGCUCUGGCAGCAUACCUUUGUUUCCCAGCAUUCAUCUGGAAACCUGUGAUGGACCUGUUUCCUCAAUCCAGACCACUAUUGAACUGCAAACCAAUUAUAUUGGAAAGGGCUGUGACCGAGAGACAUACUCUGAGAAAUCACUGCAAAAAUUAUGUGGAGCAUCCUCAGGUGCCAUUGACUUAUUACCGACUCCUAGUGCAGCAACUAACUGGACAGCUGGGCUUCUGAUAGACAACAAUGACAUGAUUUUUAAAUUUGAUGGAAAACAAGGAGCCAAAAUUCCUGAUGGAAUAGUACCAAAGAAUUUAACUGAUCAAUUCACUAUCACUAUGUGGAUGAAACAUGGACCUAGUCCAGGACUGAGAGCUGAAAAAGAAACCAUUCUUUGCAACUCUGACAAGACAGAAAUGAAUCGACACCAUUACGCACUUUAUGUGCACAACUGUCGUCUGGUGUUUCUGCUGCGUAAAGAUUUUGACCAGGCUGAUACGUUUCGCCCGGCAGAGUUCCACUGGAAGCUGGAUCAGAUUUGUGAUAAAGAAUGGCACUACUACGUCGUCAAUGUUGAGUUUCCUGUGGUUACCUUAUAUAUGGACGGCACGACAUAUGAGCCUUACCUUGUGACAAAUGAUUGGCCUAUUCAUCCAUCACACAUAGCCAUGCAGCUAACUGUUGGUGCUUGCUGGCAAGGAGGGGAAGUCGCUAAGCCCAGAUUUGCUCAGUAUUUCCAUGGCAGCCUUGCCAGCCUCACUAUCCGGCCAGGGAAAAUUGAGAGUCAGAAAGUGAUUUCCUGUUUGCAGGCCUGCAAGGAAGGUCUGGAUAUUAAUUCUCUUGAGAGUCUUGGCCAAGGAAUAAAGCAUCACUUCAACCCUUCCCAGUCAGUCCUUGUCAUGGAAGGAGAUGAUAUUGAGAAUAUAAAUCAAGCUCUCCAAAAGGUCUCAUAUAUCAACUCUAGACAGUUCCCUACCGCGGGCGUACGGCGUCUUAAAGUCUCAUCUAAAGUCCAGUGUUUUGGUGAAGAUGUCUGCAUUAACAUCCCAGAUAUAGAUGCCUAUGUAAUGGUGUUUCAGGCCAAUGAGCCCAAGAUCACAAUAAAUGGAAUGGACCACUUUGCUAGACCACCUACGCAAUUUGAAAGUGAAAGGGGAGUGACUCUGUUACCAGAUAUCAGAAUUGUCAGCACAGUCACCAAAGUGGAACAUUCUGUGGACUUUAAAGAAAAUGAUGGAGUCCAUAAGCCAGUUGUGUUAGAGGAAAUGGUUCACAACUUGGAUUUCUGUGACAUUUUGGUCAUUGGUGUGGAACUAGAUCCCAGACAGGAGUGUUUAGAACUGGAUCGUAAGGAGCUUCAAGGAAAACAUCUAGAUGCCACCAACUCCACAGCAGGGUAUUCUAUCUAUGGUGUGGACACAAUGAGAAACUAUGAACUGGUGCUUCAACAGGUUCGAUAUCGCAAUUGGCACACUUUCAACAUCUUUGAUAGAAAGUUCAGGAUCAAGUGCUCAGAGCUGAAUGGCCGAUACACCAGUAAUGACUUUAACUUGGAGGUUAAUAUCCUACACAACUCCAACUCUAAUUUUAUGGAGCAUGUAAAUCACAUGGUAAUACAGCCACAGUUUCUCCACUCUAUCCAUCACCCAGAGGAAAGCAUAAACAGCAUUCAUGGCUCAGUUGUUCCAAGCGUGGCUACUAUUGUUAUAAUAAUCUGUGUCAGCAUACUAGUCUUCAUCAUAGCCUUGGGCAUCUACAGAGUUCGGACUUCUCAUCAGCACAGCUCUACGGAAAAUGAAGGAAGUAAAGAAAAUGAAAUGGAUUGGGACGAUUCUGCUCUAACCAUUACUGUCAACCCCAUGGAGAAAUAUGAAGAGCCUCACCAUGUAGAAGAGGAAAGUGAGGAGGAGGUGGAAGAGGAGGAGGAAGAUACGACCAGUGAUGAAUCAGGUGAAAGUGAAGAAGAGGAGGAAGAGGAAGAGGAGGAGGAAGAAGAAAUUGGAAAUGAGGGAGUCAAACAGAAUGCCACUAGGCAACAGCAGUUGGAGUGGGAUGAUUCAACACUCCCUUACUAGAACCUGCCAGUCCCAUUGCUCCUUUUGUAAACACCAAUACAAUUUAUUUCUGAGUCAAGUUAAUCUCUGUCUAUGAAUUAACUGACAGGAUUUGAAUUUAUUGCCUAAAAUAGAUAUAGUUCUAUUGCCCAAAUUGAUAUAGUUGUAUCAGUUGCUAUUGAUAGAAUUGUCCCUUUCCUUACAAUGCCUUGUGAAAUACAGGGUACCAACUUUAAUGUCCUCUAUGGUAAUGACACUAGUCUGGAGCUUGGUCUGUCAAUUUAUUCCCUCAAUUUCCAGUUUCUGUUCCAAAUAAUCCAAUAAAAGUCCUGUCACUCAAUC
Messenger RNA from Terrapene triunguis (Three-toed box turtle), 3327 nucleotides. It is a transcript of the gene CLSTN2, whose product is annotated as calsyntenin 2. Gene Ontology annotation, molecular function: X11-like protein binding; kinesin binding; amyloid-beta binding. The record is from RefSeq and is a predicted model, not a curated record. The coding region runs from base 166 to 3006 and encodes 946 amino acids. Gene Ontology annotation, biological process: positive regulation of synaptic transmission; positive regulation of synapse assembly; homophilic cell-cell adhesion. Gene Ontology annotation, cellular component: cell surface; postsynaptic membrane. The transcript has 17 exons. Lineage: Eukaryota; Metazoa; Chordata; Testudines; Emydidae.